AUGGACGACGUCGUCAACGCGUUGGAACGUUUCCUUCGUGCUAACGUAUACGUGAGGAGAGUACAAGCCCGCGCUGCACAGUCGACUUCAGGCGUGGUGGGGGUCGAAGGACAAGAUUCAGAUGAUGACGAUGAUGAUGAUCGACGGAUGCCGCCACCGCUGGAACCGAUUCCUAACAUUCAGGUAAACGAUAGAGCGGUUAUCCGCCUUCCAUUCGUUCCGUUCAAUCGAUAUGUUCCCUAA
This is a messenger RNA of Peniophora sp. CBMAI 1063, 243 nucleotides long. The record is from the annotation of a GenBank genome assembly. Lineage: Eukaryota; Fungi; Basidiomycota; Agaricomycetes; Russulales; Peniophoraceae.